Eupeodes corollae is the source of this 480-nucleotide messenger RNA. RefSeq lists its product as uncharacterized. Lineage: Eukaryota; Metazoa; Arthropoda; Insecta; Diptera; Syrphidae. The record is from RefSeq and is a predicted model, not a curated record. Bases 1 to 480 code for a protein of 159 amino acids. The transcript is spliced from 2 exons.
AUGGAGGUGCCUGAAGCCCCCAACGACAACGAAGCGGAGCUGGCACAUGUGCUGCAGGCAAAAAAGCAGCAAAUAGAUGCCUAUGAGGACCAGCUAAAAAAGCUGAAGGAGGAGAUGGAGCCCCUUCUCAGUGCACUGAGAAACAAAAUUGAAGCGCGCCGACAAAAAGAGGCAGCCGAGAAGGAGGACAAAAAAGCACAACGGCUCCUACAACAACAACAGCAUCAACAGGCGAAACAAACAAAGCCAGAAACAAGGCAACAAAAACAACAACCACAGCAGCAACAACCACAGCCAAAGCCUGCUACCAAAAUCACUGGAGAUGAACAAAAAAUGAAGGCUUUACCAGCAGUGACAGGCCCAAUGUCUGAGGGCCCAUCCACUUCGAGUAAGGCCAAGCAGCAGCAACAACAACAGCUACAAACAAGGCAGCAACAGCAGAAACAGCAACAACAGCCGCAGAAGCAGCAUGCUGUGUAG